GAAAAAAAAAAUAGAAAAAUGUCAGAUUGGGUGAUCCUCAACCAAAGCUUCUCAAGCCCAUAGCCAUAGGCCCCUCCUCUCCUCCUUCCAAGAGACUAUUGUUGGCUUUGGUAAUCUAAUCGUCCUUCAACAACCAAACUGAUGAUUUCAUUAGCAUCAUUAUCUCUUUCCCACUCAAACCCAUUGCACAAUCCUUCAAGCAAACCCAAUUCAUUUCCACUUUCUGGGUACGUCAAAAUUCUACAUUUAUCGCCUUCAACCACAGAAAACCCUCAAAAGAAGAGCAAGAAUACCCACAAGCGUAGUCUAAUCGUGGUGGCGGUCACUGAAGGUUCUGCGAAGAAUUCAAGCAAGUCCAAAGAAGAAGAACAAUCAACCCCUUCAUGGGCUGCGCCAGAUUCAGAAGAACCACCACCAUGGGCUCGCGAUGAAGCUCAGAAGAGUUCAUCUGGCUUUGAGAUUCCAUUCUUUGUCUACUUACUUGCAUCUGCUAUCACUGCAAUUGCCGCGAUUGGUUCUAUUUUUGAGUAUGUGAAUCAACGGCCUGUUUUUGGAGUUCUGAAUUCAGAUAGUGUGUUUUAUGCUCCAUUGCUCGGAUUCUUUGCGUUUACUGGCAUCCCCACUUCUGCAUUCCUGUGGUUCAAAUCAGUUCAAGCUGCCAACAAGGAGGCUGAAGAACAAGACAGGAGAGAUGGCUAUCGCUAGAUUCAUACAUAAACCCUUUUCUGGGCUAAUUUAAGUACCUUGUACAAACAAUGUCUUGUUGAAUUUGAUUCUAUACCAUCUAUUUUUCCCAUAUUUCUUCUUUUCUUUUCUCAUUUUAUUUCUCAGCUUACUAAUUAUACCUUUGAUUGUGUAUAUUUACAAGGGUGAAUUGCUUUUUGC
Molecule: messenger RNA, 885 nt
Organism: Ilex paraguariensis (yerba mate)
Lineage: Eukaryota; Viridiplantae; Streptophyta; Magnoliopsida; Aquifoliales; Aquifoliaceae
Source: the annotation of a GenBank genome assembly